This is a messenger RNA of Cynara cardunculus var. scolymus (artichoke), 831 nucleotides long. RefSeq lists its product as uncharacterized. Bases 158 to 592 code for a protein of 144 amino acids. The record is from RefSeq and is a predicted model, not a curated record. NCBI's taxonomy places the organism in Eukaryota, Viridiplantae, Streptophyta, Magnoliopsida, Asterales, Asteraceae. The transcript has 2 exons.
AUUUUUCCAUCAUUCCUUCCUUACUGUUUACAGGUCAAAGCUUCCAGACAUUAACAACUCCUUUGUCUUAUUGCUUUUUGCUUGAAACCAAGGGAGCAAAGCAAUAGAAAUUAGGAGUGUGGAGAGGAGCAUAACUAAACACUUUUGCAAUUCUGCAAUGGAGGUAUUUGGAAAAUCCGUGGUAGCUGUGCCUACAAAUGUUAUUUAUCUGUCAAGUAUACUAGGUCAAGAUGGGCCAAACCCCUCUGUUCACAAGUGCGAUUGGAAAUGUGAAAAUGAGCAUGUGUGUGGGAACAUGUUUCGCUGCAAACUAACAGGGCUCACACACAUCUGUGACAAAAAUUGUAACCAGAGAAUUCUGUAUGAUAACAAUAGCUCCCUUUGCAGAGUUAGCCGACAAGUUUUUCCUCUAACAGCAGCUGAAGUACAGGCUGUGAAAGGUGUUCGAAGGAAGCUCGAUGAGGAGGCUUCUUCCCCUCCGGAGACCUGUGCUUUUAAGCGCAGAAGGAAUGGACAAUUCCAUCCCUCUCCUUUCGAGAGAUCCUUCUCUGCCAUUUGCAGUCAAGUUGGAGAUGUCAUGGAUAUGAGCUAGAAGUCUUUGUUGUUCUCUUUCUAUAUUUCCCUUUUAAGCAGACAACUCUCGAACUUUAUGCAAGUACCUAAAUGGCAGGAGGCUUAAUGUCAUGCCUAUUUGUAGUUGUAGGAACAACAACUUAUAUAUUCGGAUCUCAUGUAUUUAGUGCUUCUUUAUAACUCAGCUUUAAGCAAGGGCUUGACAUUAUUAUGCUUCUGUGAUGACUGACUACACAUUAGUCUUAAGUGAGCAUUACA